Messenger RNA from Carya illinoinensis, 3037 nucleotides. RefSeq names its product pentatricopeptide repeat-containing protein At3g26540. Gene Ontology annotation, molecular function: RNA binding; protein binding. Lineage: Eukaryota; Viridiplantae; Streptophyta; Magnoliopsida; Fagales; Juglandaceae. Gene Ontology annotation, biological process: RNA modification. The transcript has 2 exons. Bases 74 to 2197 code for a protein of 707 amino acids. The record is from RefSeq and is a predicted model, not a curated record.
ACUUCUGAAGUCAUGUCCGUCUGCGCCCUCUCAUUUCUGUUUUCAGAACUCAAAUCCCUCGAGCUGUUGUUACAUGGGCGUGAGUGCGGCCUCUAUACUUCACAGCCUUCUUCACAGCCGAACCCACGGGGCCCAUACUCAACCCACCAGCGCCAAAGUGUUGACCAACGCCAUCCUCGUUCACCUCAGAGGGGGCCGUCUCCACAAAGCUGUUUCCGUUCUCUUUGCUGCCCCAGUAUCCUUCCCUUAUUCCCUUUACGCACGUCUCUUCCGAAUAUGUUGUGCCAAUUUUGCCAUUGUUGAGGUGCGGAAGGUUGAGUCCCAUUUGGUCACCUUCUCACCUACACCGCCGGUUUUUCUUUUGAACCGGGCAAUUGAGUCUUAUGGAAAAUGUGGGUGUUUGGUUGAUGCGAGGGAGCUGUUUGAGGAAAUGCCUCAAAGAGAUGGGGGGUCUUGGAAUGCUAUGAUUACGGCCUACGCACAAGGAGGGAGCCCUGGGAAGGCCUUGUCAUUGUUUUCAGAAAUGAAUGGUUUGGGAGUUCAUGCGAGUGAGGUCACGUUCGCCAGUGUUCUUGCGUCCUGUGCUGCAGUCGUGGCUCUUCGUCUUUCUAGACAAAUUCACGGGCUUAUUGUGAAAUAUGGGUUUUGUGGGAAUGUAAUCUUGGAGAGUUCACUUGUUGAUGUAUACGGUAAAUGUAAGGUUAUCAAUGAUGCCCGCAGAAUGUUUGAUGAGAUCGAAAAUCCAACUGCUGUUUCUUGGAAUGUGAUUGUGAGGCGGUAUCUCGAAGUGGAUGAUGGAAAAGAGGCAGUGCUUAUGUUUUUUCAGAUGUUCCCAAAAGCUGUUAGGCCCUUGAAUUUUACAUUCUCUAAUGCACUUAUUGCUUGUUCAAGAAUUUCUGCGCUGGAGGAGGGGAUGCAAAUUCAUGGAGUUGCGAUUAAAGUUGGUUUUGGGGAUGAUGACGUUGUUUCAAGCUCUGUCAUCGAUAUGUAUGUCAAGUGUGGGAAAUUAGAGAGUGCUCGCAGGGUAUUUGAACAGCCAGGUUCAAAGAAUUUGAUUUCUUGGACUUCAAUUGUGUCAGGGUAUGCAAUGAGUAGAAAAACUGGGGAGGCAAGAGAGCUGUUCGAUCAGAUGCCAGAACGCAAUGUAAUCUCGUGGAAUGCAAUGUUGGCAGGGUACACUUGUUCCCUCCAAUGGGAAAAGGCCUUGGACUUUGUAUAUUUGAUGCGCAAUUCAACUAAAGACAUUGACCAUGUUACGAUUGGAUUGAUACUAAACGUGUGUGCUGGCCUUUCAGAUGUUGAAGUGGGAAAACAGGUCCAUGGUUUUAUCUACCGAAAUGGUUUCUUUUCUAAUCUCUUUGUUGGCAAUGCCCUUCUUGACAUGUAUGGUAAAUGUGGGAACUUAAGAAGUGCCAGAGUUUGGUUUUACCAAAUAAGUCGAUGGAGGGAUAUUAUUUCAUGGAAUGCUUUGUUGACUAGCUAUGCUUGUCAUGGCAUGAGCGAACAAGCUAUAACGAUUUUCUCAGAGAUGCAGUGGGAGACUAGACCAAGUAAAUUUACAUUUGGAACCCUUUUAGCAGCAUGUGCGAAUACUUUUGCUCUUAAUCAUGGCAAACAAAUUCAUGGAUUUAUGAUUAGAAAUGGUUAUGAAAUUGAUAUUGUGAUCAAAGGAGCCUUGGUAGACAUGUACUCAAAAUGUCGUUGUCUUGAGUAUGCUCUCACAGUUUUUAAAGAGGCUGGUUCACGGGAUGUGAUUCUCUGGAACUCCAUAAUUUUUGGAUGUUCUCACAACCGAAGAGGUAGGGAGGUACUCCAAUUGUUUGGGUUAAUGGAGGAGGAAGGUAUAAAGCCAGAUCAAGUCACCUUUCAAGGAAUUUUGCUUGCUUGUAUAUGUGAUGGCCUAGUUGAGUUGGGAACACAGUUUUUUAAUUCAAUGAGCAAUGAAUAUUGUGUCAUGCCUCGGUUAGAGCACUAUGAGUGCAUGAUUGAACUCUAUAGUCGGUAUGGGCACGUGAUUGAGCUUGAGAAUUUUGUUAAAAACAUGGCAUUUGAACCCACUGCUACCAUGCUGAUGAGUGUCUUCGAUACUUGUAGAAAACAUGGGCACAUAAGGCUUGGAGAAUGGGCUGCCGAACGACUUAAUCAAUUGAAUCCUUCGUCUCCAGUAGAAUUACAAAUUGUCAACGGAGGGAGGUAGUAUUCACUGGACUUGCAACUUGAAAGCAGCUACAUUCUUGCAUUUCAGGUUCUGCUUCCGAAAUUGCAACUCGCAGAUAUUGCAUCCAAAUUUUCUUCUAAGGAUACUGUAGUUCAUCUGUAGGUAGAUUUGGUCAUCUUUAUCUCCUUGGAACGUAACAUUGGAUUUAUUUGAACAAGUCACAUCAUAAUUUCUACAAGCAACCUCGCAGAUGUAUAUUGUCGUACGGAUGUUAAAUAUCCCACUGCUUUUUGCACAGAAUGCAAUGGCAGGCUGAACCGGGUUAACGCAUGGAGAGAUGUUUGGAUACCAAAAAGAACACAUAAGGUUCCUGAAGAUGGCGUUCCUUUGCCCUCAUGCCCACACCUUGGGAUUCAGAGGAAAGAACAUACAGUUAUUGGUUGGUUUUAUAACCAAAGGAAAGGCAUACAUUUUAUGGUGAUAAAGCUGAAGCACCUAAGAUGCUAGCAGUGGCUCUCAUGUGGUAAUCGACUUCAUUGCCAACGGUCUCAAUUCUGUGUCUGCUCUCUCAUCUCAAGUAGAAGUUACUUUCUUGUGAAAGUGAAUGAUGCAGGAGAAAUUACAAGAUGAAACAUCAAUUUUGGGCCAAGUUUGGUGGGGGCAGAUGGACAUGGCUUAGAAAAAGUUCUGCCCGGGUUCCCCCUUUGCCUCCCUGUUUGCCCAUAUUUUUACUGCACCACACCCCUUAUUGUUUAUUUUUCAUUUUUAACUCAUUCUUAGGCUUUCUGAGAAUGAGGAUUGAAGAUGUAUUUCAACAUUUAUUGUAUUCCUUCUCAAUAAGGAACAAAGAGUCAAAACAAGCCGGGAAUUUAUGGAUCA